CCGCCCUUCAACGGAAUCACCAGGUGAGAGGAGACUCCUUUCGCGUCUCGUUUGCUACAUGCUAUAGGGAAAUAAUUUUGCUAACGAUUGACGUGGUACAGUCCCUCUGAUUCAAGAUGACGAAGGGUACCUCCAGCUUCGGAAAGCGCCACAACAAGUCGCACACUCUGUGCAGACGCUGCGGUCGCCGCUCCCUGCACAUCCAGAAGCACACCUGUGCUAACUGCGGUUACCCCGCUGCUAAGACUCGCAAGUACAACUGGGGCGAGAAGGCCAAGCGGAGAAAGACCACCGGCACUGGUCGCACCAGGUACCUGAAGACCGUCGACCGCAGAUUCCACAACGGAUUCCAGACCGGCGUCCCCAAGGGCUCCCGUGGCCCCGAGAAGGCUUAAAUGUCUUCUUACGUCGGAUUUUGUCGGAAGCUGGAGGUUUGAAAUGAUGCGGCAGUCGUCUUAUAAAAACAGCGGCUUUGGGCGUGAUGAUUCCAGGGGAUGCUGAAGGGGCCUUUUCUGCCGCCAGGGUCCAACGAAAACAUAACGGAAGACCAAAAAAGUCAUGGGUUUUCGGUGGAAGAAAAGGGAAGGCGUGUGCAUGAAUUUCCUUUUUGUUAAUCGCUGGCGAAUAUCCCAUGUCAAUGGCAGACACGGUAUCUGGGAGAUCUUCUCCAAUACAUGAACCUGUCUUACUGAAUUCGAGCAUUCUACGAAAAGGCUACCUUAUUCCCAAAUCCACAAAAUAAAAAAAACACUUG
Molecule: messenger RNA, 754 nt
Organism: Paecilomyces variotii
Lineage: Eukaryota; Fungi; Ascomycota; Eurotiomycetes; Eurotiales; Thermoascaceae
Product: 60S ribosomal protein L37
Exons: 4
Coding region: 117-395 (92 amino acids)
Biological process (GO): translation
Cellular component (GO): cytosolic large ribosomal subunit; ribosome
Molecular function (GO): structural constituent of ribosome; RNA binding
Source: RefSeq, a predicted model, not a curated record